CUGGCGGCGGAGUGGCGCGUGCGGCCGGAGCCGGAGCGGAUCCCGGAGCCGGAGCGGAGCGGAGCGGAGCCGGGGCGGAGCGGGCCGAGCGGGCCGAGCCAGCAGCCGAGCUGGGGGCGCGGGCGGGCGGCAUGUACCGGGCCCGGGCGGCGCGGGCGGGGCCGGAGCCCGGCAGCCCGGGGCGCUUUGGGAUCCUCAGCACCGGGCAGCUCCGGGACCUGCUUCAGGAUGAGCCCAAGCUGGACCGGAUCGUGCGGCUCAGCAGGAAGUUCCAGGGCCUGCAGCUGGAGCGUGAGGCCUGCCUGGCCUCCAACUACGCGCUGGCCAAGGAGAACCUGGCCCUGCGGCCCCGCCUGGAGAUGGGCCGGGCUGCCCUGGCCAUCAAAUACCAGGAGCUUCGUGAGGUGGCCGAGAACUGCGCAGACAAGCUACAGCGACUGGAGGAGAGCAUGCAUCGCUGGAGUCCCCACUGCGCGCUGGGCUGGCUGCAGGCUGAGCUAGAAGAGGCGGAGCAGGAGGCAGAGGAGCAGAUGGAGCAGCUGCUGCUGGGGGAGCAAAGCCUGGAGGCCUUCCUGCCUGCCUUCCAGCGUGGCCGCGCCCUGGCCCACCUGAGGCGGACGCAGGCAGAGAAGCUGCAGGAGCUGCUGCGGCGUCGGGAGCGCUCUGCCCAGCCGGCCCCGACCUCGGCUGCUGAUCCCCCCAAAUCCUUCCCGGCUGCAGCUGUCCUGCCCACUGGGGCCGCCCGGGGGCCACCAGCAGUGCCCCGGAGCCUGCCCCCCUUGGACUCCCGCCCAGUGCCCCCACUGAAGGGCUCCCCCGGGUGCCCCCUCGGCCCGGCCCCUCUGCUGAGCCCUCGGCCCUCGCAGCCAGAGCCCCCCCACCGGUAGGAUCCACGGUGCGGCCCCCCAGUUGGGGGGCCUAGACAAACUUGAUGCGUGGCUCCUCCUCCUCCCCCACUGCCUGGGUGGGGGGAGGGGCAGGCCCCUCCCCCUGGCCUCAGGCAGGCCCUGGCCCUGGAGGCUGAGCUGGGGAGGAGGGUCCCCUGGAAGAGGCCCGAGAGGGGGCUGGGGGUGGGUGGGCAGGGCUUUAUGCCUCUGGCGCUGAAGACACCUGCCUUUUUUGUUUCCAUGCCCCGGGGCCUCUAGGGUGAUGGACCAGCCCCAUUCAAGAACUUGACUCACCUACAGGGGCCUGGGAAGAUGCCUGGGUCCCCCAGGGGCCUUGCCAAGGGGACCUGUCACACCCCACCACUCCACUGGGCUCGCACAACGCCAAGGCCACCAGGAGUGUUUUACAUCACGUCCUGAGCCUACCUUUCUCCCAAAUUCUGGGGCCCACGGCCUAGAAGCCAGGUGGUCAGGCCUCGGCUGUGGGGCCAGGGACACUGUGGCCCUGGGGCCACUACGUGUCCACACAUGCUCCAGACCCUGGGGCAAGGUAGGCCAGGGGCUUCUGACCUGCGCAGGUGAGAGUGGGCCAUCCCCAGGAAAGACCAUUCUGUAUUUUUCUGUCCCUGUCUCCUUAGAAUGGAAGCUUUUUGAGGGCAGGUCCUUGUCUUUGUACGUUCUGUCCCCAGCCCCGCCUCUUAGGGGCCGUCAAUAAAUGUGAUGAUAAGGAUGA
Messenger RNA from Pongo pygmaeus (Bornean orangutan), 1620 nucleotides. RefSeq names its product VPS37D subunit of ESCRT-I (gene VPS37D). The transcript is spliced from 4 exons. NCBI's taxonomy places the organism in Eukaryota, Metazoa, Chordata, Mammalia, Primates, Hominidae. The record is from RefSeq and is a predicted model, not a curated record. The coding region runs from base 132 to 887 and encodes 251 amino acids. Gene Ontology annotation, cellular component: ESCRT I complex. Gene Ontology annotation, biological process: ubiquitin-dependent protein catabolic process via the multivesicular body sorting pathway; protein targeting to membrane; protein targeting to vacuole.